Cynocephalus volans (Philippine flying lemur) is the source of this 13435-nucleotide messenger RNA. It is a transcript of the gene TNXB, whose product is annotated as tenascin XB. The record is from RefSeq and is a predicted model, not a curated record. Gene Ontology annotation, biological process: regulation of cell adhesion; neuron projection development. Gene Ontology annotation, molecular function: protein binding. NCBI's taxonomy places the organism in Eukaryota, Metazoa, Chordata, Mammalia, Dermoptera, Cynocephalidae. The coding region runs from base 107 to 13255 and encodes 4382 amino acids. The transcript is spliced from 45 exons.
GUCAAGGGGAGCCCACCCUGCCCUGUCCUGAGACACUCCACUUCUGGGGUUUGGGGACAGAGCAGGUGCAGAAGCAUUGCAGGCGUCCUGUUGCCCAGCCUCCUGAAUGAUGCCAGCCCAAUGUCCCCUAACCUCCAGUCUGGCCCUCCUGGUGCUGCUGGGCACAGCCAGAGCAGGCCCCUUCUCUCCACGGUCCAAUGUGACACUCUCAGCCCCACGACCUCCUCCCCAGCCAGGGGGUCGCACAGUGGAAGCAGGAGGGGGAAGCCCCUCUUCUCAGCUUUAUGAGCACACAGUGGAAGGAGGGGAGAAGCAGGUGGUAUUCACCCACCGAAUUAACCUGCCCCCUUCUGCUGGCUGUGGCUGUACCCCGGGCAAUGAGCCGCCAGUCCCUGCUUCAGAGGUUCAGGCCCUGAGAGUCCGGCUGGAGAUCUUGGAGGAACUGGUGAAGGGGCUCAAGGAACAGUGCACUGGGGGAUGUUGUCCUGCUGCUGCCCAGGCUGGCACAGGCCAGACAGAUGUUCGUAGCCUCUGCAGCCUCCAUGGUGUGUUUGAUCUGAGCCGCUGUGCCUGUUCCUGCGAGCCAGGCUGGGGUGGACCCACCUGCUCUGACCCCGCAGACGCUGGGAUGUCCCCCACCUCCCCGCCCUCAGCCUCUGGGUCCUGCCCUGAUGACUGCAACGAUCAGGGUCGCUGUGUCCGCGGUCGCUGCGUGUGCUUCCCCGGCUACACCGGCCCCAGCUGUGGCUGGCCCUCCUGCCCUGGGGACUGCCAAGGCCGCGGGCGCUGCGUGCAGGGCGCGUGCGUGUGCCGGGCCGGCUUCACAGGCGUCGACUGCGGCCAGCGCUCCUGCCCUCGGGGCUGCAGCCAGAGAGGGCGCUGCGAGAACGGGCGCUGCGUGUGCGAAACCGGCUACACUGGCGAGGACUGUGCGGUGAGGAGCUGCCCUCGAGGCUGCAGUCAGAGGGGGCGCUGCGAGAAAGGGCGCUGCGUGUGCGACCCCGGCUACACUGGCGAGGACUGCGGGGUGAGGAACUGCCCCUGGGACUGUGGCGAGGGCGGGCGCUGCGUGGACGGCCGCUGUGUGUGCUGGCCCGGGUACGCGGGCGAGGACUGCAGCACGCGAACGUGCCCGCGCGACUGCCGGGGCCGCGGGCGCUGCGAGGACGGCGAAUGCAUCUGCGACGUGGGCUACAGUGGGGACGAUUGCGGCGUGCGCAGCUGCCCUGGCGACUGCAACCAAAGGGGCCGCUGCGAGGAUGGCCGCUGCGUGUGCUGGCCGGGGUAUACCGGGCCUGACUGCGGCGCGCGCGCCUGCCCUCGCGACUGUAGGGGCCAUGGGCGCUGCGAGAAUGGUGUGUGUGUGUGCAACGCGGGCUACAGCGGCGAGGACUGUGGCGUGCGCAGCUGUCCCGGGGACUGUCGUGGUCGGGGCCGCUGUGAGAGUGGCCGCUGUGUGUGUUGGCCCGGGUACACUGGCCGGGACUGCGGCACGCGCGCCUGCCCUGGCGACUGUCGCGGGCGCGGGCGCUGCGUGGACGGCCGCUGCGUGUGCAACUCGGGCUUCACCGGCGAGGACUGCGGGAGCCGUCGGUGUCCCGGGGACUGCCGAGGGCACGGCCGCUGCGAGGAUGGCGUGUGCGUGUGCGACGAGGGCUAUUCGGGCGAGGACUGCAGCGCGCGCAGCUGCCCCAGGGACUGCCGAGGCCGCGGCCAGUGCCUGGAUGGGCGCUGCGUCUGCAACGACGACUAUUCGGGCGAGGACUGCGGCGUGAGGCGGUGCCCGAGCGACUGCAGCCAACACGGCGUGUGCCAGGACGGUGUGUGCACUUGCUGGGAGGGCUAUGCUGGCGAAGAUUGCGGCUUCCGCACCUGCCCCUCCAACUGCCACGGGCGCGGCCGCUGUGUGGACGGACGCUGUGUGUGCGACCCAGGCUACACUGGCCCUGCCUGCGCCACCCGCACCUGCCCAGCAGACUGCCGGGGCCGUGGGCGCUGUGUGCAGGGAGUGUGCGUGUGCCACGCGGGUUAUGGUGGCGAAGACUGCGGGCGGGAAGAGCCUCCGGCCAGCGCCUGCCCAGGGGGUUGCGGGCCCCGGGAACUGUGCCGCGCGGGUCAGUGUGUGUGUGUCGAAGGAUUCCAAGGCCCCGAUUGCGCCAUCCAGACGUGCCCUGGGGAAUGCCGCGGCCGGGGAGAGUGUCGCGAGGGUAGCUGCUUCUGCCAAGAAGGUUAUGCCGGGUAUGACUGCGGAGAAGAGGGGGUGAGUCCCCCAUUCACGGCCCGGGUGCCCAGCUCUGCUUCAGCCUAUGACCAGAGAGGAUUGGCUCCCGGUCAGGAGUACCAGGUCACGGUCCGUGCCCUUCGAGGGACCAGCUGGAGCCCUCCUGCCUCCAAGACCAUCACCACCAUGAUCGAUGGUCCCCAGGACCUCCGCGUGGUGGCUGUGACUCCAACCACACUGGAGCUCAGCUGGCUGCGCCCCCAGGCCGAGGUGGACCGAUUUGUGGUGUCCUACGUCAGUGCCGGGAACCAAAGGGUGCGACUAGAAGUGCUCCCUGACGCAGAUGGGACGCUGCUGACUGACCUGAUGCCAGGCGUGGAAUAUGUGGUGACUGUCACUGCAGAGCGGGGCCGGGCCAUUAGCUACCCGACUUCUGUCAGGGCAAACACAGCACCAGGCCACUACAGUUACCCGGAGGCGCGACCCCCAGCCCCGUCCCCCAAGCCCCGGCCCAGGCCUGCCCCGGCCCCGCAGCCCCCGAGGCCCCCGAGGCCCUCGCGGCCCGCAGAGAACGGGGAGGAGGAGUCCCGGCCUCGGCCGAGCCUGCCCCAGUCCCCCCGGCGGCCGUGGGGCAACCUGACGGCUGAGCUGGGCCGCUUCCGCGGCUCGGUGCAGGACCUGGAGCGCCACCUGCGGGCUCACGGCUACCCAUUGCGGGCCAACCAGACCUACACGUCGGUGGCGCGCCACAUCCAUGAAUAUUUGCAGCGGCAGGUGCUGGGCAGUUCCGCCGACGGCUCGCUCCUGGUAUCUCUCGACGGGCUCCGCGGCCAGUUCGAGCGCAUAGUGCUGCGCUGGCGGCCCCAGCCGCCGGCAGAGGGCCCCGGCGGGGAGCUGACCGUGCCCGGCACCACGCGCACCGUCAGCCUACCCGACCUCAGGCCCAGCACCACCUACCACGUGGAGGUCCACGGGGUGCGGGCGGGGCAGACUUCCAAGUCCUACGCCUUCAUCACCACCACAGGCCCCUCGACGACCCAAGGGGCCCGGGCCCCUCUCCUUCAGCAGCGCCCCCAGGAGCUGGGAGAGUUGAGGGUGCUGGGCAGAGACAAGACAGGGCGCCUCCACGUGACCUGGACUGCCCAGCCCGACACAUUUGCCUACUUCCAGCUACACCUGCGGGUGCCCGAGGGGCCGGGGGCUCAUGAGGAACUGCUGCCAGGGGACGUCCGCCAGGCUCUGAUGCCCCCACCCCCUCCUGGAGCCCCCUACGAGCUGUCACUUCGAGGGGUCUCCCCCGGGGGCAAGCCCUCAGCCCCUAUCAUCUACCAAGGCAUUAUGGACAGGGAUGGGGAGAAGCCUGGGAAGUCCUCGGGCCCACCACGACUGGGCGAGCUGACAGUGACCGACUUGACCUCUGACUCCCUGCUUCUGCGCUGGACAGUUCCUGAGGGCGAGUUUGACUCCUUCAUGGUCCAGUACAAGGACAGGGAUGGGCCCCAGGUAGUGCCUGUGGAGGGGCCUCAGCGCUCAGCCCGCAUCACCUCCCUGGACCCUGGCCGCAAGUACAAAUUUGUCCUGUAUGGGCUCGUGGGCAAGAAGAGGCACGGCCCCCUGAUGGCUGAAGCCAAGAUCUUGCUUCAGAGUGAUCCCAGCCCAGGGACCCCACCCCGCCUGGGAAAGCUCUGGGUGACAGACCCUACCUCAGACUCGCUGCACCUCUCCUGGACUGUCCCUGAGGGCCAGUUUGACUCCUUCAUGGUCCAAUUCAGGGACAGGGAGGGACGUCCCCAGGUGGUACCUGUGGAAGGGCCUGAGCGCUCAAUCAUCAUCUCCCCCCUGGACUCUGACCACAAGUAUAGAUUCACUCUAUUUGGGAUUGCCAACAAGAAGCGAUAUGGUCCCCUCAUGGCCGAUGGCACCACUGCCCCAGAGAGGAAAGAGGAGCCCCCGCAACCCAACUCACCCGAACAGCCUCUCCUGGGGGAACUGACGGUGACCGGCGUGACCCCAGACUCCCUACGCCUGUCAUGGACUGUGGCCCAGGGCCCCUUCGACUCCUUCGUGGUCCAGUACAAGGAUGCAGAGGGGCAGCCCCAGGCAGUACGCAUUAGUGGGGAUGAGAACGAGGUCACUGUCCCUGGCUUGGAAUCCGACCGGAAAUAUAAGAUGAACCUCUACGGGCUUCGUGGCAGGCAGCGUGUGGGGCCUGUGUCUGUGGUGGCCAAGACGGCCCCCCAGGAUGUUGUGGAUGAGACCCCUAGCCCCACAGAGUCCAGCAUGAAGACCCCAGAGCCCCCCGAGGAGCCACUUCUGGGAGAGCUGACAGUGACAGGAUCAUCCCCAGACUCGCUGAGCCUUUCCUGGACCGUCCCCCAGGGCCGCUUCAACUCCUUCACCAUCCAGUACAAAGACAGAGAUGGGCGGCCCCAGGCAGUACGUGUCGAGGGCAAGGAGAGUGAGGUCACCGUGGGGGGCCUGGAGCCUGGGCGCAAGUACAAGAUGCACCUGUACGGUAUCCAUGAGGGGCAGCGCAUGGGCCCUGUGUCCACCAUGGGAGUGACAGCCCCACAACCAGAAGAAGAGAGCCCUGCAGCCACCAACACCCCCCUGGAGCCACGCCUGGGGGAGCUAACAGUGACAGAUGUGACUCCCAACUCUGUGGGCCUCUCGUGGACUGUCCCUGAGGGCCAGUUUGACUCCUUCGUGGUUCACUACAAGGAUAGAGACGGACAGCCCCAGGUGGUGCCUGUGUCUGCAGACCAGCUUGAAGUCACAGUCCCCAACCUGGAGCCUGCAAGAAAAUACAAGAUGAACUUCUAUGGGCUACAUGGUCAGCAACGUGUUGGCCCCCUCUCUGUGAUAGCCAUGACGGCUCCCCUCCCACCAGCCCCAGCCACCUCCAGACCCCCUCUGGAGCCACGCCUGGGGGAGCUGACAGUGACAGAUGUGACCCCCGACUCCGUGGGCCUCUUGUGGACAGUCCCUGAGGGCAAAUUCGACUCCUUUGUGGUCCAGUACAAGGACAGGGACGGACAGCCCCAGGUAAUGCUGGUGGCUGCAGACCAGCGUGAGGUCACAGUCCCUGGCCUGGAGCCCUCCCGCAAGUACAAGUUCCUGCUGUUCGGGAUCUGGGAUGGGAAACGACUCAGCCCAGUCUCUGUGGAGGCAAGGACAGCUGCCGGAAGUGACACCAGCCCAGGGGCCCCACCCCGCCUCGGGGAGCUGUGGGUGGCGGACCCCACCCCAGACUCACUGCGCCUCUCCUGGACAGUCCCCGAGGGCCAGUUCGACUCUUUUGUGGUCCAGUUCAAGGACAAAGAAGGGCCCCGGGUGGUGCCUGUGGAGGGCCAUGAGCGCUCAGUCACCAUUGCCCCUCUGGACAUGGGCCGAAAGUACAGAUUCCUCCUUUAUGGCCUCCUGGGCAAGAAGCGCCAUGGCCCCCUCACUGCUGACGGCACUACGGAGUCCCAGAGUGCUGUGGAUGAUCCUGGAACAAAGCAUCCCCCAAAACUCCGUCUGGGAGAGGAGCUGCAGGUGACCAGUGUGACGCCGGAUUCCAUAGGCCUCUCAUGGACGGUCUCUGAAGGCCAAUUUGACUCCUUUGUGGUCCAGUACAAGGACAGGGAUGGGCAGCCCCAGGUGGUGCCCGUGGAGGGCAGCCUCAGGGAGGUCAGCGUCUCGGGCCUGGACCCCGCCCGCAGGUACAAGCUGCUGCUCUACGGGCUGCAUGACGGCAAGCGUGUGGGUCCCAUCUCGGCCAUCGCCAUGACUGCACCUAGGGAAGAGGCGGAAACCUCUGCACCAGCCCCUCCUGCACCUGAGCCCCGCCUUGGGGAGCUGACGGUGGAGGAAGCCACACCACACACCCUGCAUCUCUCCUGGACAGUGAUUGAGGGAGAAUUUGACUCCUUCGAGGUCCAGUCCACAGAUAGAGAUGGGCAACUCCAAGUGGUCAGUAUAGGGAGCGACCAGAAUGACAUCACCCUCUCCGGCCUGGAAUCCGACCACAGAUACCUGGUGACCGUGUAUGGUUUCCAUGAUGGGAAGCGUAUGGGUUCUGCCCAUAUCGAGGCCCUGACAGUCCCACGGGAAGAGGAUGAUCAGCCCUCAGAACCUCCCACCAUGACCCCCGAGCCUCCCCUCAAGCCGCACCUGGGGGAACUGACUGUGACAGACGCCACUCCUGACUCCCUGAGCCUCUCCUGGACAGCCCCUGAGGGCCAGUUUGACCACUUCCUGGUCCAGUACAGGAAUGGGGACGGGCAGCCCAAGGCAAUGUGGGUGCCAGGGCAUGAGGAUGGGGUCACUGUCUCAGGCCUGGAGCCAGACCACAAGUACAAGAUGAACCUGUAUGGCUUCCACAGUGGCCAGCGCAUGGGCCCCAUCUCUGUCACAGGGGUGACGGCUGCAGAAGAAGAGACCCCCGCCCCCACAGAGGUGGACGAGAUCCCCAGCCCCACAGAGCUCAGCACAGAGUCCCUGGAGCCCCCUGAGGAGCCAGUUCUGGGAGAGCUGACGGUGACAGGAUCGUCCCCAGACUCUCUGAGCCUUUCCUGGACUGUCCCCCAGGGCCACUUCGACUCCUUCACCAUCCAGUACAAGGACAGGGAUGGGCAGCCCCAGGUGGUGCGUGUUGGAGGCGAGGAGAGUGAGGUCACCGUGGGGGACCUGGAGCCUGAGCACAAGUACAAGAUGCACCUGUACGGCAUCCACGAGGGGCAGCGCAUGGGCCCCGUAUCUGCCGUGGGAGUGACAGCCCCCAGAGAGGAGCCCCCUGAUGCUCCUGUUCUGAAGCCACGUCUAGGGGAGAUGACAGUGACAGACGCCACCCCUGACUCCUUGAACCUCUCCUGGACAGUCCCCGAGGGCCAGUUUGACCACUUCCUGGUCCAGUACAGGAAUGGGGAUGGGCAGCCCAAGGCAAUGCGGGUGCCAGGGCAUGAGGAUGGGGUCACUGUCUCAGGCCUGGAGCCAGACCACAAGUAUAAGAUGAACCUCUACGGCUUCCAUGGUGGCCAGCGCAUAGGCCCCGUCUCUGUUUUCGGUUUAACUGCCCCAGGGAAGGGCGAAGAAAUGACCCCAGCCCUGACAGAACCUCCCACCAUGACCCCCGAGCCUCCCAUCAAGCCACGCCUGGGGGAACUGACCGUGACAGAUGCCACCCUCAACUCCCUGAGCCUCUUCUGGAUGGUCCCUGAGGGCCAGUUUGACCACUUCCUGGUCCAGUACAGGAACGGAGACAGGCAGCCCAAGGCGAUGUGGGUGCCGGGGCAUGAGAACAGGGUCACUGUCUCUGGCCUGGAGCCAGACAACAAAUACAAGAUGAACCUGUACGGCUUCCAUGGUGGCCAGCGUGUGGGCCCCGUCUCUGUCAUUGGGGUGACUGAAGAGACCCCUGUCCCCAGUGAGGUGGACAAGACUCCCAGCCCCACAGAACCCAGCACAGAGGCCCCAGAAUCCUCUGAAGAGCCACUCCUGGGGGAGCUGACGGUGACAGGAUUGUCACCAGACUCUCUGAGUCUCUCCUGGACCGUCCCCCAGGGUCGCUUCGACUCCUUCGCUAUCCAGUACAAGGACAGGGAUGGGCGGCCCAAGGUGGUGCGUGUUGGGGGUGAGGAGAGUGAGGUCACCGUGGGGGACCUGGAGCCUGGGCACAAGUACAAGAUGCACCUGUACGGCAUCCACGAGGGGCAACGUGUGGGCCCGGUGUCCGCUGUGGGUGUGACUGCCCCCCAGGAGGUUGUGGAUGAGACUCCCAGGCCCACAGAACCGAGCAGGGAGGCUCCAGAAUCCCCCGAGGAGCCACUCCUGGGAGAGCUGACAGUGACAGGAUCAUCCCCAGACUCGCUGAGCCUCUCCUGGACCAUCCCCCAGGGCCACUUUGACUCCUUCACCAUCCAGUACAAGGACAGGGAUGGGCGGCCCCAGAUGGUGCGUAUCAGGGGCGAGGAGAGAGAAGUCACCGUGGGGGGCCUGGAGCCCAGGCGCAAGUACAAGAUGCACCUGUACGGCGUCCACAAGGGACGGCGCAUGGGUCCCGUGUCCACCAUGGGCAUCACUGCUCCAGAGGAUGAGGCUAUGACCACCCAAUUGUCUCCCACGAUGAACCCCGAGCUUCCCCUCAAGCCGCGGCUGGGGGAGCUGACCGUGACAGAUGCCACCUCCGACUCCCUGAGCCUCUCCUGGACAGUCCCCGAGGGCCAGUUUGAUCACUUCCUGGUCCAGUACAGGAAUGGGGAUGGGCAGUCCAAGGUGAUGCGGGUGCCAGGGCAUGAGGACGUGGUCACUGUCUCUGGCCUGGAGCCAGACCACAAGUACAAGAUGAACCUGUAUGGCUUCCAUGGUGGCCAGCGCAUGGGCCACAUCUCUGCCAUCGGGGUGACGGCUGCAGAAGAAGAGACCCCCACCCUCACAGAGGUAGACGAGACCCCCAGCCCCACAGAGCCCAGCACAGAGGCCCCAGAGCCCCCUGAGGAGCUACUUCUGGGGAAACUGACAGUGACAGGAUCGUCCCCAGACUCUCUGAGCCUCUCCUGGACCGUCCUCCAGGGCCACUUCGACUCCUUCACUGUCCAGUACAAGGACAGGGACGGGUGGCCCCAGGUGGUGCGUGUUGGGGGUGAGAAGAGUGAGGUCACCGUGGGGGGCCUGGAGCCUGGGCACAAGUACAAGAUGCACCUGUACGGUAUCCACGAGGGGCGACGAGUGGGCCCCGUGUCUGCCGUGGGCAUGACCGCUCCAGAGGAUGAGGCUAUGACCACCCAAUUGUCUCCCUCGACGACCCCCGAGCCUCCCCUCAAGCCACGCCUGGGGGAGCUGACCGUGACAGAUGCCACCUCCGACUCCCUGAGCCUCUCCUGGGUGGUCCCCGAGGGCCAGUUUGACCACUUCCUGGUCCAGUACCGGAAUGGGGAUGGGCAGCCCAAGGCGAUGCGGGUGCCGGGGCACGAGGACAGGGUCACCGUCUCUGGCCUGGAGCCAGACCACAAGUACAAGAUGAACCUGUAUGGCUUCCAUGGUGGCCAGCGCAUGGGCCCCAUCUCUGCCAUCGGGGUGACUGCUGCAGAAGAAGAGACACCCAACCCCACAGAAUCCAGCACAGAGGCCUCAGAGUCCACCAUGGAGCCACUCCUGGGAGAGCUGACAGUGACAGGAUCUUCCCCAGACUCACUGAGCCUCUCCUGGACCGUCCCCCAGGGCCGCUUCGACUCCUUCACCGUCCAGUACAAGGACAGGGACGGGCGGCCCCAGGUGGUGCGUGUCAGGGGCGAGGAGAGUGAGGUCACCGUGGGGGGCCUGGAGCCUGGGCGCAAGUAUAAGAUGCACCUGUACGGUGUCCACAAGGGGCAGCGCAUGGGUCCCGUGUUCGCCAUGGGAGUGACAGCUCCAGAGGAUGAGGCUAUGACCACCCAAUUGUCUCCCUCGACGACCCCCGAGCCUCCCCUCAAGCCACGCCUGGGGGAGCUGACCGUGACAGAUGCCACCUCCGACUCCCUGAGCCUCUCCUGGGUGGUCCCCAAGGGCCAGUUUGACCACUUCCUGGUCCAGUACCGGAAUGGGGAUGGGCAGCCCAAGGCGAUGCGGGUGCCGGGGCACGAGGACAGGGUCACCGUCUCUGGCCUGGAGCCAGACCACAAGUACAAGAUGAACCUGUAUGGCUUCCAUGGUGGCCAGCGCAUGGGCCCUGUCUCUGCCAUUGGGGUGACUGCUGCAGAAGAAGAGACCCCCUCCCCAACAGAGGUGGAUGAGACCCCCAGCCCCACAGAACCCAGCACAGAGGCCCCGGAGCCCCCUGAGGAGCCACUCCUGGGGGAGCUGGCAGUGACAGAAUCAUCCCCAGACUCACUGAGCCUCUCCUGGACUGUCCCCCAGGGCCGCUUUGACUCUUUCACUGUCCAGUACAAGGACAGGGACGGGCGGCCCCAGGUGGUGCAUGUUGGGGGCGAGGAGAGUGAGGUCACCGUGGGGGGCCUGGAGCCUGGGCGCAAAUACAAGAUGCACCUGUACGGCAUCCACGAGGGGCGGCGCGUGGGCCCCGUGUCCACCGUGGGCAUGACCGGCUUCCUGCCCACAGAGCCCCCUGUGGAGCCCCGCUUGGGCGAGCUGGCUGUGGCAGCAGUGACCUCAGACACAGUGCGUCUCUCGUGGACAGUGGCUCAGGGCCCCUUCGACUCCUUCCUGGUCCAGUACAGAGAUGGGCAGGGGCAGCUUCAGGCAGUGCCCGUGAGCACAGACCUCCGUGAGGUCACAGUCUCGGGUCUGGGCCCUGCCCGCAAGUAUAAGUUCCUACUCUUUGGACUCCGGGAUGGGAAGCGCCAUGGCCCAGUCUCUGUGGAUGCAAAGACUGUCCCAGACACAAAACCCUCUCCCCACCUGGGGGAGCUGACAGUGACUGAUGUGACCCCUGACUCCGCGAACCUCUUGUGGACAGUCCUUGAGGGUGAAUUUGACUCCUUCGUGAUCCAGUACAAGGACAGGGAUGGGCAGCCCCAGGUGGUGCCGGUGGCUGCAGACCAGCGGGAGGUCACCAUCCCCAGCCUGGAGCCCAAUAGGAAAUACAAGUUCCUGCUCUAUGGUCUGGCGGGCAGGAAGCGGCUGGGCCCAGUCUCUGCUGAUGGCACCACGGCUCCCCUGGAGAAGGAGCCGCAGCCCCCACCCCGCCUGGGGAAACUGACAGUGACUGGCAAGACCUCAGACUCCGUGCACCUGUCAUGGAUGGUGGCCCAGGGCCCCUUUGACUCCUUUGUGGUCCAGUACAGGGACAGGGACGGGCAGCCCCAGGCAGUGCCUGUGACCGCAGACCAGCGUGAGGUCACCAUAGUGGGACUGGAGCCUGGAAGGAAAUACAAGUUUCUGCUCUAUGGGCUCCUGGGAGGGAAGCGCCUGGGCCCUGUCUCCAUCCUGGGAGUGACAGACCCAGAAGAGGACACGCCAGCCCCAGACACCCCUGAGCCCCCUGAAGAGCCCAGCCUAGGGAUGCUGGCAGUGACUGACACAAGCCCAGACUCCCUGCGCCUCUCGUGGAGUGUGGCCCGGGGCCCCUUUGACUCCUUCGUGGUCCAGUAUCAGGACACAGAUGGGCAGCCCCAGGCCUUGCUUGUGGAUGGCGACCAGAACAAGGUCCUCAUCUCAGGCCUGGAGCCCAGCACCUCCUACCAGUUCUUUCUCUACGGCCUCCAUGAAGGGAAGCGCCUGGGGCCCAUCUCAGCUGAGAGCACCACAGGGCCAGCUCCUGCUGGUCAGACCCAAGGGGAGCCAGGGCCCCGCCUGUCCCAGCUGUCGGUGACUGAUGUGACCACCAGUUCGCUGCGGCUCAACUGGGAGGCUCCGCUCGGGGCCUUCGACUCCUUCUUGCUGCGCUUUGGGGUCCCGUCACCAAGCAGUCUGGAGCCAUAUCCACGUCCUCUGCUGCAGCGGGAACUGACUGUGCCUGGGACACGGCACUCGGCCGUGCUCCGGGACCUGCGUCCAGGGACCCUGUACAGCCUGACGCUGUAUGGGCUGCGUGGGCCCCACAAGGCCGACAGCAUCCAGGGCACUGCCCGUACCCUCAGCCCAGUUCUGGAGAGCCCCCGUGACCUCCAGUUCAGCGAAAUCAGGGAGACCUCAGCCAAGGUCAACUGGGUGCCCCCACCAUCCAGGGUGGACAGCUUCAAAGUUUCCUACCAGCUGGCAGAUGGAGGGGAGCCACAGAGCGUGCAGGUGGACGGCCGGGCCCAGACCCAGAAGCUCCAGGGGCUGAUCCCGGGCGCUCGCUACGAGGUGACUGUGGUCUCCGUCCGCAGCUUUGAGGAGAGUGAGCCGCUCACAGGCUUCCUUACCACAGUUCCUGAUGGCCCCACCCAACUGCGUGCCCUGAACUUGACUGAGGGAUCUGCCCUGCUGCACUGGAAGCCCCCCCAGAACCCUGUGGACACAUAUGAUGUCCAGGUCACAGCCCCCAGGGCCCCGCCUCUGCAGGCCGCAGCCCCCGGCAGCGCUGUGGACUACGCGCUGCACGGCCUUGUGCUCCACACCAACUACACUGCGACUGUGCGUGGCCUUCGGGGCCCCAACGUCACCUCCCCAGCCAGCAUUACCUUCACCACGGGGUUGGAGGCUCCCCAGGACUUGGAGGCCAAGGAAGUGACCCCCCGCACGGCCCUGCUCACUUGGAUUGAGCCCCAAGUCCCACCCACAGGUUACCUGCUCAGCUUCGAUACCCCUGGUGGACAGACCCAGGAGAUCCUGCUCCCAGGAGGGGUCACCUCUCACCAGCUCCUUGGCCUCUUUCCCUCCACCCCCUACAGUGCCCGGCUGCGGGCCAUGUGGGGCGAGAGCUUCACUCCGCCUGUGUCCACCUCCUUCACCACUGGUGGACUGCGGAUCCCCUUCCCCCGGGACUGUGGGGAGGAGAUGCAGAACGGGGCCAGCACCUCCAGGACCACCACCAUCUUCCUCAACGGCAACCGCGAGAGGCCCCUGAACGUGUUUUGCGACAUGGAGACCGAUGGGGGUGGCUGGCUGGUGUUCCAGCGCCGCAUGGAUGGCCAGACGGACUUCUGGAGGGACUGGGAGGACUAUGCCCAUGGUUUUGGGAACAUCUCUGGGGAAUUCUGGCUGGGCAAUGAGGCCCUGUACAGCCUGACGCAGGCUGGUGACUACUCCAUGCGCGUAGACUUGCGGGCUGGGGACGAGGCCGUGUUCGCUCAGUAUGACUCCUUCCGAGUAGACUCAGCUGCCAACUACUACCGCCUUCACCUGGAGGGCUACCACGGCACCGCAGGGGACUCCAUGAGCUACCACAGUGGCAGUGUCUUUUCCGCUCGUGAUCGAGAUCCCAACAACUUGCUCAUCUCCUGCGCUGUCUCCUACCGAGGGGCCUGGUGGUACAGGAACUGCCACUAUGCCAACCUCAAUGGGCUCUACGGGAGCACAGUGGACCACCAGGGAGUGAGCUGGUACCACUGGAAAGGCUUUGAGUUCUCGGUGCCCUUCACGGAAAUGAAGCUGAGGCCAAGAAGCUAUCGGCCCCCGGCUGGGGGAGGCUGAGUUGCUGCCCACCUCUCUCGCACCCCAGUAUGACUGCCGAGCACUGAGGGGUCGCGCCAAGAAGAUCCGGGGCCCCCUUCAUCACCAGCCACCGGAGGAAGACUUCUCUGCCUGCGAUCUCACAGCACCAUGUUUACAGGGGGGAGGGGAGGGGUUGUAUGGGAGCAAUAAAGGAGAAAC